AUGGGUAAACGUAAAGGCAAAUGUGUUAAAAGAAAUUCGUCAACAAAACAAGCGGCAGAGCCUGAACAUGUUGUCAAAGCGCCACAUUCUUUUGUUAUUCAUAGAGGAAAUUGUUCUAAAAAUCUAAUGGAUCUUACAAAAGAUUUUAGAAAGAUAAUGGAACCGUUUACUGCAUCACAGUUGAAGGAGAGAAAGAAAAAUACAAUUAAAGAUUUUUUGUCUGUAUCUGGUUAUCUCCACGUGUCACACAUGAUGGUAUUUACAGAAACAGAACUUGGCACAUAUAUGAGAUUGGCAAGAUUACCUCGAGGACCCACCCUCACUUUCAGGGUUCAGAAUUACAGUUUAGCAAGAGAUGUGGUGUCAUCGCUCCGAAAACAGUAUGUGAAUGCUAGGGCAUUUCAAAAUGCACCAUUAAUAGUGCUAAAUAGUUUUUCCGGUGAAGGCAUGCACAUGAAACUUAUGGCUACAAUGUUCCAGAACAUGUUUCCUACAAUAAACAUAACAAAUGUGAAACUAAAAAAUAUAAGACGGUGUGUUUUAAUGAACUACAACCCCACAACAAAACUGAUUGACAUGAGGCAUUACAUUAUACGAGCUAUACCUGUAGGAUUGAAUAAAGGUGUUAAAAAGAUGGUACAAGGAAAGAUUCCUAAUCUCAAUCGAUGUAAAGACAUGUCAGAAUUUUUUGAUAAAGCAGCCCUUCUAUCGGAAAGUGAGUAUGAAGAGGAUGCAACCAACCAGGUGACGCUACCUCAAAGUUUGGCGACUCGAGGGGCGGCUGAGAAUUCUCAGUCGGCUAUACGAUUGGUUGAGCUCGGGCCAAGGUUGUCUUUGCACCUGAUUAAAGUUGAAGACGGUUUAAUGGAUGGUGAGGUUCUGUUCCAUGAACUCGUAGAAAAGACAGAUGAAGAAAAGGCGCUUAUUAAAAAGAAGCGGGAAGAGAAGAGACGAUUGAAAGAGAAACGUAAAUCUCAACAAGAUGAGAAUGUCAAACGCAAACAAAAAGAGAAGGAAGACCUUAAACAAAAAGCUCUGGAGGGAAUCAAAAAGAAGAAGGAGUUAACUGAGAAUCAAAGGCUGUCGGAGUUGGCGGACGCCGAGGGUCAGGAGCCGGAAGACGACGCCGUCUACUACCGCCAGGAGGUAGGCGCAGAACCCGAACCGGAUCUUUUCAGCCGAAAUCCUUCGAGGAAAAGAAAAUCUGACGGCACUGACGAACCUAGAGGUUUCAAGAAAAUGAGAUUAGACAAGAAAUUAAAUAAAAAAUAUCAGAAUAAAAACGAGAAAAGCACUACGAGAGCCACAGAUCGGGAUUCUAGAAAUAGACAGCAAGGCGGUGGAAAAUUCAAAAAUUCUGACUCGAGGAACAAACGGGCAGGAGGAAAAUUUAAUAAGUUUAACAAAUUGGGGAACAGUAAAUCAAAAGGGGGAAAGAGUAAAGGAAACCAGAGAAAGUGA
Messenger RNA from Pieris macdunnoughi, 1461 nucleotides. NCBI's taxonomy places the organism in Eukaryota, Metazoa, Arthropoda, Insecta, Lepidoptera, Pieridae. The record is from the annotation of a GenBank genome assembly.